CGCAAGUUCUCCCUCCUGCUCAUCGAGGAGAAUCCGAUCUUCCUCAAGAGCUUCUGCAGGAACCUCGCACUCCGGGGGCACGCGAUCGACAUCGUCCGAGACCUCGCCGAGUUCAUGGCCAUGGCCGAGGCGGGAUCCAUCCACCGUACGUACGACUGCGUCUUGGUCGACAUGAGCGAUGCGAACCUGGACCUGGUACAGAAACUGCGCAAGACCGAGAGAAGGACCGGCCUCAAGAGGCUUCCCGUCCUCGUCUCCGUCCCGUACGGCGCCGAAGGAUGGGAGCGGCGCUACCUGGAUGCGGACAUAGACGGGCACUUCAUGAAGCCCUGCAGCGAGGACGUCAUACUCAGCCGAGUGACCGAUGCGAUCAGCUCCGUCAGCGCACUGGUGGCCAUACACGAAGACAGCGCCAGCCAAGGAUCUUCGGCCGAUGGUUUCAGCAUGAGCGAUAAGGGAUCCUUUCCUCGCACCACCGUCGAGAAGACGGCGUCGUCCAUGACAUCCCUUCCGCCCAGUGACAUCGACGAGACGCUUCGAUCAGGCGGGGUCGGAGAAUGGCAUCACUAG
Klebsormidium nitens is the source of this 570-nucleotide messenger RNA. The record is from the annotation of a GenBank genome assembly. Lineage: Eukaryota; Viridiplantae; Streptophyta; Klebsormidiophyceae; Klebsormidiales; Klebsormidiaceae.